CGUUCACUGCGCGCACUCAUUUCAACAUAAAGCUGACGCUCGCUCUGAAGCUGCGCCUGAUAGUAUCCAGUACAAACCAAAACAAGGAUUUCAAGCUUUGCAAGUAGUUUUAAAAAUCGGGAAAUGGACCAGAAAGACACAGAAAUGAACGAAAAAGGAGUUUCUUCUUCUACCAGCGGAGUUGUUGUUCAAGUCAGGGAGAAGAAAGGAGCUUUACGCGCUGCCAUCCCGUAUAUGCCUUUCCCAGUAGCUGUCAUCUGCCUGUUUCUCAACACAUUUGUGCCCGGACUGGGUACAUUCAUCUCAGCCUUCACGGUUCUGUGCGGAGCGAGGACAGACCUUCCCGACAGGCACGUGUGCUGUGUUUUCUGGCUGAACAUCGCAGCCGCCUUCAUCCAGAUCAUCACUGCCAUUGUCAUGGUGGGCUGGAUCAUGAGCAUAUUUUGGGGAAUGGACAUGGUCAUUCUUGCCAAAGAGUAUUGA
Sinocyclocheilus anshuiensis is the source of this 483-nucleotide messenger RNA. Its product is annotated as protein stum homolog. The transcript has 3 exons. The record is from RefSeq and is a predicted model, not a curated record. Bases 124 to 483 code for a protein of 119 amino acids. Lineage: Eukaryota; Metazoa; Chordata; Actinopteri; Cypriniformes; Cyprinidae.